This is a messenger RNA of Ziziphus jujuba (common jujube), 717 nucleotides long. RefSeq names its product UDP-glycosyltransferase 79B2-like. The transcript has a single exon. Gene Ontology annotation, molecular function: UDP-glycosyltransferase activity. Lineage: Eukaryota; Viridiplantae; Streptophyta; Magnoliopsida; Rosales; Rhamnaceae. The coding region runs from base 126 to 527 and encodes 133 amino acids. The record is from RefSeq and is a predicted model, not a curated record.
GCUACUUAGUUCAACAUUAGUAGAAGUCAGCAGCUGAGUUAUACUAGCCUAUCUUACUACCUUAUUGUAUAAUAGGGUAUGGUAGGCGAGCGAAUUAGCAAGAUGCUUAGACUAAUGGAUAAGAGAUGGGCGUGGUUUGUGGUGGUUGGGUUCAGCAGCCAUUGUUUUUGAUUCAUAAAGCAGUUGGGUGUUUUGUGAGCUAUUGUGGGUUUGGAUCCAUGUGGGAGUCUUUGAUGAGUGACAAACAUAUUGUUCUGGUUCCACAUUUGGGUGACCAGAUCUUAAACACAAGGCUACAGGUUGAAGAUCUAAAGGUUGCUGUAGAAGUGAAGAGGGAAGAGAAUAAAUGGUUUUCCAAAGAGAGCUUGAGCGAAGCCAUAAAAUCUGUGAUGGAUAAAGAUGGUAAGGUGGGUUUGAUGGUGAAGAACAAUCAUACAAUGUGGAGGCAAGUUUUGACAAAACCUGGUUUUAUGAGUGGAUUUGUUGAUAGGUCUGUAGAUGAUCUGAAAGAGCUUGUAAACCAAUAGUAAUAACAUGAUGAUAAUUGGGGCUUCAAAGAGAGAAUAAAAAUUACGAUGCAAUUAAUUGAAGAUUUUCUUAUGUCGUUUUCCAAGGUAGGUUUAUGUAAUUCAUGAAAAUAAAUGUAGGCAAUGGACGGACUUAAAUGUAGGCGUAUUUAUAUGGUCAAUGUUUGAUUUCAGCUUUAUUUUAUUCUCA